ACUCCGAGGGCGUGGUCUUGCUAGACACGUCGGGAGGACUGGAAAAGCUGGCGCUGGAGUUCGACCUGGAGUAGCGGCGAGGGCGCUCGGAUUCCCGGCCGGCGAGGUGGCCGUGGCCCUGGGGACGCGGACGCCAGGAAUGUUGUCUCUGGAAGAACCAGCCAUGUCAGGAUGAAAGAGUGCCGAGGGCAGGCGGCUCUCCAGCAAUCCUUCAGAAGCCAUAACACAGUGGCUGCAGGGACCUUCCCUGUGUCACGCUAUGGUGAGAAAUGUUCCGCAAAGGCAAAAAGCGGCACAGUAGUAGCAGUUCCCAGAGCAGCGAAAUCAGCACAAAAAGCAAGUCUGUAGAUUCCAGCCUUGGGGGUCUCUCGCGCUCCAGCACUGUGGCCAGCCUCGACACGGACUCCACCAAGAGCUCAGGACAAAGCAACAAUAAUUCUGACACCUGUGCAGAAUUUCGAAUAAAGUAUGUUGGUGCCAUCGAGAAGCUGAAGCUUUCUGAGGGAAAAAGUCUUGAAGGACCACUUGACCUGAUAAAUUAUAUAGAUGUUGCCCAGCAAGAUGGAAAGCUGCCUUUUGUCCCACUGGAGGAAGAAUAUGUUAUGGGUGUGUCCAAGUAUGGCAUCAAAGUGUCCACGUCGGACCAGUAUGAUGUGCUGCACCGGCACGCUCUGUACCUGAUCAUGCGCAUGGUAUGCUACGAUGAUGGCCUGGGCGCAGGCAAGAGCUUGCUGGCUCUCAAGACUACAGAUGCCAGCAAUGAGGAGUACAGCCUGUGGGUUUACCAGUGCAGCAGCCUGGAGCAAGCACAAGCCAUCUGCAAGGUUUUAUCCAGUGCGUUUGACUCUGUGUUGACCUCGGAGAAGUCCUGAACUCUAGCCCGGCAAGAGCCAGCCUCAUCUGAAUGUCCAGCUGCUUUCAAAAUUGUUGUGUUUUCCAUCUGUGAUGCUGAACUCUUAGGGAAACAGGAAGGGAAGUGCUGGCCCAGUUCUCCAAAGGAAGUGCAAUGUAUAAUAUACCAGUCAUUUUUUAAAAUCACAUUAAAAUAUACAAUGAGUUAAUGCUCAGUGGACUGUUUUCUGGGAUAAAAGGAAACCUUCAUUUGAGAAUGUAAUUAAGUGCCCCAGAAGUUCACUGUAAUCACACCUUGGACCACAGUGAAGCCUGCCCUUGCCAGUGUGGCCUCCCAGGGACAAGAUGUCACUGCCCGAAGGUGGAGGUGGGGCAGUGACAGCAUCUUAAGUCACGUAAAGAAAGUUUUCAGAUGCACACUGUCAGGUCACAUUAAACCUCAGUGUUAAAAAGAAUCUCAGAAUACCACUUGCUUGUGCUAAAAGUAGCAUUUACAGGAUCUAAAUGUACAAGUGUACAAGACAGUGUACAAGUGUACUUUUUUUUUUUUUGUAUCUAGGACAGGGUGUACAAAGUCCCACUGUGGAGAUCGGACUCUUAGU
Molecule: messenger RNA, 1454 nt
Organism: Octodon degus (degu)
Lineage: Eukaryota; Metazoa; Chordata; Mammalia; Rodentia; Octodontidae
Gene: Itgb1bp1
Product: integrin subunit beta 1 binding protein 1
Exons: 8
Coding region: 270-872 (200 amino acids)
Biological process (GO): negative regulation of focal adhesion assembly; negative regulation of substrate adhesion-dependent cell spreading
Cellular component (GO): lamellipodium; cytoskeleton; ruffle
Molecular function (GO): integrin binding
Source: RefSeq, a predicted model, not a curated record